Cooperia oncophora is the source of this 603-nucleotide messenger RNA. Lineage: Eukaryota; Metazoa; Nematoda; Chromadorea; Rhabditida; Trichostrongylidae. The record is from the annotation of a GenBank genome assembly.
AUGCUUGUCGCACCGCAGGUGGGCGAUCCGUUCGCGCUCUCACCGUCUCUACAUCUUAUCCUGCAGUUUUCGAUUAUCUCGGUGACAGCGACGCUCUAUUUGGUGUUAAGUUCAAUCCGAGCCGUUCUCAUUUCACAUGAGAGAGUGAAAGAGGAGGAAGAGCAGUGCUGUUCUCGCCCAUGCUCGGUGAUCGGUCUUGGAAUAUUUCUUCCUGCUGUGCUAACGUUUACCACGUACUUCUUCUCGAACAACUACGACAGCAACCUGACCAGGGUUUUUGACCGAAUCGACUGGCUCUUUAUCGCCAACUACCUCUCGCCAACUGUGCUCUUCUGUGCAUUAUGUGUUUCCUAUGCCAUAUGGAAUAUAUAUUUGGGCAGUUUGUGGAAGUCUCGUCAUCGCGGUUCGUCUGAACGAUUUCUAUCCCUUGCACCUGCAGUACAAGCAUCUUUAGUUUCGAUAAUAACGCUAAUACUUCUCGCAUCGUUCGUGGUUUUGUUCCUUUUUCGAGAGCGGUCAUCGGUCGUCGCUAUACUGUACUCCCUCAUGCAGAUACUGUAUUCGUGUUGCGCUUUCCUGUUUGCUGGAUAUGUGUUCAGGUAG